This is a messenger RNA of Cornus florida, 1374 nucleotides long. Its product is annotated as WAT1-related protein At3g28050-like. The transcript has 7 exons. Lineage: Eukaryota; Viridiplantae; Streptophyta; Magnoliopsida; Cornales; Cornaceae. The record is from RefSeq and is a predicted model, not a curated record. Gene Ontology annotation, cellular component: plasma membrane. Gene Ontology annotation, molecular function: transmembrane transporter activity. Bases 108 to 1166 code for a protein of 352 amino acids.
UAGAUAGAGAGAGAGAGAGAGAGGGUGUGUGUUCAUACUUCAUAGUAACUAAUAUAUAUACGAGACUAGAGAGUGUGUGUUGAUAGUAGUUGUGUUGAGAGAGAGAGAUGUGGAAUUUAGGGAUUAUAGGAGUGCUGUUGGGUACGGAGAGCUUGGAGGUGGGAUUAAACACCUUAAGCAAAGCAGCAAUGAGAAGUGGAAUGAGCAACCUAAUCUUUGUUUUGUACCAAAAUGCCCUUGCAAUUCUCUUCCUGGCUCCUUUAACCUUCAUCUAUCACAGAAUAAGAUCUCCUCCACCUAGACUCACCUUCUCCAUACUCUGCAGAAUCAUCCUUAUUGGCAUUGUCGGAGGUUGUUUGCAGGUGUUUACUUUUACUGGGAUUAGGUUGAGCUCCCCAACUCUGGCUUCAGCAAUGUCCAAUCUUACCCCAGCUUAUACCUUCAUACUUGGUGGUGUCACCAGGAUGGAAAAGAUAAACCUGAAAAUGAAGAGCAGUCAGAUGAAGUCUGUCGGUACCAUAGUAUCAAUCAUAGGGGCAUUUGUUGUGACUUUCUACAAAGGCCCUGCAAUCAUUUUCGCGCCAUCGCAUUCUACCUCACUGAAUGAUCAACUUCUUCAGUCCCCGCGAUCGAACUGGGUGAUAGGAGGAUUUCUCCUUUCUGCUGCUAGCUUCUUGAUUUCAGUAUUGUUUAUUGUCCAGACGUGGGUUAUGAAGGACUACCCUGCAGAGCUGAUGGUAUCUCUCAUUUCUUGCAUAUUCGCGACAAUUCAAACCGCCAUUAUUGCUCUGUUUAUGGAAAGGAACCCGUCUGCUUGGAGAAUAAGGCCUGACAUAGAGUUGGUUACUAUUGUGUAUUCGGCAAUUUUUGUGAUUUCACUUCGAAAUGUUGUUUAUUCAUGGGCUUUACACAAGAAGGGGCCUCUAUUUGUGACAAUGAUUAAGCCAGUUGGUAUGGUCAUUGCAAUUGUCAUGGGGACUACUUUUCUUGGAGACACACUCUAUAUUGGAAGUGUGAUUGGAGCAGUCAUAAUAGCACUUGGUUUCUAUUCUGUAAUGUGGGGAAAAACCGAAGAAGAGAAGAUUGUUGAGGAUAAUUCACUCUGUGAUAUUGAUGCUUGCACUGAUAAAGUUCCUCUUUUGCAAACGAAGGGCAUGGUGGUAUAGAAUUUCUAUACAAAGUAAUGGAAGCUAUGUUAAACACAUUUUUUUCAAGUGUUUGAUGAUGUGAAGACCAGACCCUGCAUCUAUUUACUAAUUCGAUAUACAAUGAUAAUCACUUUGUAUUGCUUUUGCAUAGGAAUUGUUUGUACAAGAUUAUUUUACUUUAAUAUUGUGAAUGUAUAAGAACUGAAUCGAAAGAGUAAUGCUACAA